This is a messenger RNA of Salvia splendens (bonfire salvia), 714 nucleotides long. RefSeq lists its product as uncharacterized. The record is from RefSeq and is a predicted model, not a curated record. The coding region runs from base 1 to 714 and encodes 237 amino acids. Lineage: Eukaryota; Viridiplantae; Streptophyta; Magnoliopsida; Lamiales; Lamiaceae. The transcript has a single exon.
AUGGGGCACGCGAUUGUUGGUAAGUUCUCUCACUCGACUACGUCCACUAACCAAGUCCAGAAAAUGCUAGGUAAUAUCAAGUUCAUCAAAGGCUUCAAGUGGAACUACAUCAAUGCUAAGCAUCUCAUCAUCCAAUUUGAAUUUAUCGAGGAUUAUGCAAAGAUGUUGAAUGGGCCUAGCGGUACACCGGUAUGGUAUGUUGAUCAUCAUCCGAUGAGGGUGUUCAAAUGGACGCCGGACUUCGACUCAUUCUUUGAAACGCCAAUUGCAGCAGUUUGGUGCAAAGUGAUAGGUGUGCCUAUCCAUCUAUUUGAGGUGUCAACACUAUACGCAAUCGGCAAUCCCAUUCAGCUCGAUCAUGACACGACAAGCAGGAAACGACUAUAUUUCGCCCGCAUUUGUGUGGAAAUUGACAUAUCUAAACCGCAUACGGAGGAGGUAGUGCUAGACAUUCUCGGGAAAGAGACUAUCCUCAAAGUCAAGUGGGACAAAAUCCCAUCUUAUUGUAGGGAGUGCAAGCACGUUGGCCACUCUAGUAGAAACUGUCAUGCUUUUGGUAAAAAGGAUACUCCACCAGCAAACUACCCCAAUCUAGCCUAUAAUAGGCGGCAAUGGAACUACCAGGCUAAGCAACCUGCACAGAGCGAGGGGCAAAAUCACACCCUCAAGAAUAUGAGAGAGCUUGUUUUUGAGAAGGAGAAAAGGAAGCAAUAA